AUGUCUUCCCCUCUCUCUGCUGGAGAUGAUGAUAUCUUCGAGCGCUUGCAACAGCGCAAGGACCCGCAGGUCCUUGAAGAGCAGCAGCAGGCUGUGAAUGAGCGGAUGCAGGCAAUUCUACAAAAGGCCCAAUCUCGUCUUUCUGAAUUGCUCGACCAAAACUCUACAUUACCCUGCAACAUCUCGUCGGUUCGUUUCCAGAGCGCCCCCCAUACUCGUCGAAGCUUUCUUGAGCACAUCGUCAGCCCACUUCUUGGUGCAAACCGUGAUCAACCCUACACUCUUUCCGAGGCAUUGCGGGAAGUUUCGGCUACGGCAGACAAGCUUGGACGGUUCGAUCUAUUCCAACAGCCCAUCGCUGUUCACCUGGAUGAGUCGCCAAUAGACCCUACGACCGGACUGCGCAACAUCGAUGUUAUCCUCGCUACCCGAGAGAAGUCUCGCGUACUUUUGAAGACCGGAACCGACCUUGGAAAUGCAGAAGGCUCGGCCUAUGGUAACCUCUUAUGGCGCAACGUGCUAGGCGGUGCUGAGACUUUGAACCUUAACGCCUCAUUGGGAACGCGUACAAGAUCUGCCUACCAGGCUGCAUUUGAGACCCCCAUUUUCUGUGACCCGGAUUUCCGCUUGGAAGUUGGUGGUAUCGCAAGCUCUACCCAGAAGUCCUGGGCUAGCCACGAAGAAGUAGUCAAGGGCGGCUGGAGCAAGCUUCGAUGGCUCUCCCAAUCGGGCCACCGCCAUGAGUUGGGCUACAACGGAAUCUGGAGGCAGGUUACUGGACUUGCGGAGAACGCCUCCCCGACUGUCCGAGCCGAUGCUGGAGACAGUGUGAAGAGCAGCAUCUUUCACAGCUGGGUCAAUGACCAGCGUGACAACGCCAUGUUGCCCUCUCGCGGUUACUAUGCCAAGAUUUUCAAUGAAGUUGCCGGAUGGGGCCCAUUGAAGGGAGAUGUAUCAUUCUGGAAGUCCGAAAUCGAGACCCAGGGUAGUAUCCCGAUUCCCAUUCCUGGUGUCAAGGGUGAUAGUGGUAUUAGCCUUACCACGGGCUUCCGCGCGGGUCUUCUUUACCCUCUAGGACUGGAGACAAACUCGCAGCCCCAGCUCUCUCGUGUUAAUGAUCGUUUCUUGCUUGGUGGACCGACAGACGUUCGUGGAUUCCGUCUCUGCGGCCUGGGUCCUCGUGAGGGCUCUGAUUCCCUCGGUGGUGAUGUAUACGCUGCCGGAAGCGCUAACUUACUGUUCCCUCUCCCCAGGGUGGGAGCCGAGAAGCCGCUGCGCUUGCAAGCAUUCUUGAAUGGUGGUCGGCUGUUGCCGUUGCGCACCUCGCAGAAGACCCCCCCUUCAACCAGUGGCGAGGUGCAGGAUGCCAUGAUCUCAACCAUCUCUGACCUGCAAAACGGCUUGCCUAGCAUCUCGGCUGGUGUUGGUCUCGUGUACGCCCUUCCCGUGGCGCGGUUCGAGCUUAAUUUCUCUCUGCCGCUUGUUCUUCGCAAGGGUGAGGAGGGCCGAAAGGGCCUCCAGCUGGGAAUUGGCAUCAACUUCCUGUAG
Molecule: messenger RNA, 1548 nt
Organism: Penicillium verhagenii
Lineage: Eukaryota; Fungi; Ascomycota; Eurotiomycetes; Eurotiales; Aspergillaceae
Gene: sam50
Product: SAM complex subunit SAM50
Exons: 4
Coding region: 1-1548 (515 amino acids)
Biological process (GO): protein insertion into mitochondrial outer membrane
Cellular component (GO): SAM complex; outer membrane
Source: RefSeq, a predicted model, not a curated record